GCAGUGUUGCUCUGACCGGCUCACUGUGAGUGUUGAGGUACAGCCCACACUACUGUGAACUAUCACUAAACAUACAGCAGUUUGACAGUUUGUGGAAAUAAGGAGGAAGUGUAAACCCUGGUAAGGUAGAGCUAAUGGGAACUUGGUGGUCGUAUAACGUGCCCAAUGCUCCGUGAUCCUCAGACAUUGGUCCCUGCUCACGAGUGACUGCAUGAUGGCCGCGCGUGAUGGGCGCUGAGAGCCACACUGGACCAGUGGUGGUGUCAGCAGUAUCCCAGCUGGUGUCGGCAUGGGUCAGGCGGUGAUCAAGCCCUCCAGGGGGGCCGUGGUGGGCGAGGUGGACGUCGGCCUGGAGGCGCUCUUCCUCCUGGAGUCGCCCGAGGAGCACAGCACUGUCAUCUUAAAGAUGGUUCCAGACACGCCUCUUGCCUCAAAGAGAAUGCGAGAGUUCAAGAGUCGGAGGAUACGGAGGAGCCAGAGUCUGAGGGAAGUAGAGAUGGAGGAGGAGUACCAAGCUUCGGAGGGAGAGAGUCAGGAGUGCUCCAACAGCUUCACCUGCCACGAGGGAGACAAGCGCCGGGACAUGGUCGAGGAACAACUGGUUGAUGUGUUCUACUCGGCCUUCCACCUGCACGUCCCUCGGGAGGCUCAGUCACACCUAGGGGCUUCCUCCAACAGUAGCGCCCACAGCACCACCGCUUGCCUCGCCACAGAGGACCUUCUCAAGGAACUCGGAGAUAUCUUUCAGGUCAAUGAAACCACCCUUAAACUUGUCGAGGAGGAGGUCAAGGAAAAAAAGCCACCCAGACUGACGCUCCAUAUCAUCAUCCAUGAAGCCAAGGACCUCAAGCCAAAAGCAUCCAAAGAAACAAGCCACCCAUACUGCCUUGUGCGGGUUUCAGGAAGUACAGAGACAUUCAAAACUCGAGUCAUUAAUAGCACUCUUAUGCCAUCUUGGGAGUCACAGUUUUCCACUGGAAUUCCAACUCUUCGUGAUGCUAAGCUUAUGGUGGAAGUCUGGCAUGAACCACAAGAAGCUGGGGUAAAACAACUUAUUGCAAUGAGAGAUCUUCGAGAAUUUAGUCACUUAGUCCGAGAUGCUGCAGCCAACAUCCAAAUGAAGGAAACGAGGAAUCUGCUUGGUACGGUUACAGUGCCUCUCUCUGAAUUGAAAGAUCAAAGUCUAGAAGGCUGGUUUAACUUGGUGAAGAGCAGGGAAGAUGAGAUUAAUCAAGUAUCUACCAAAGAAAGUCUUAAGCCAAAUAAGAAACGAGGAAGCAUACGCAUAAGCCUUAAAGUAUCUACUGUAGCUGAGCUUAAUCAUAUUGGACCGCAUUGGUUUGAUGCAUUCCUGAAGAAGGUUAUUCAUCAUCAUCUUGGUUAUCUGAGCAUCUAUAGCAACUUUAGAAGAGGAAGCAAGAGAUGGAGUGAGAGAAGCAUACAAAGCACCAAAUCUAGUACUAGGAGAAAUAAGAUUAAUACCAGCAGUAAUACCAACAAUAAGAGCAACAUUAUUAUUAACAGUAAACAUUACAGCACAAGUAGUGGCACUAGUAGCAAUGGAAGCAGCCCUGAAAAUGAGGCAGUUUGGGACUUGCUUACACCUUGGAAUGGUUUACUGAACAGUACCUGUCAGUCUCUCUUAGAUUACUAUGCUGCAACGCUUAAUCUCACACCACCAGUUACUAUAUUGUCAUGGUGGAAGGUGUCAUCUGAGUGUCACAUUACAGACCAAGCAUUCCUCUUAAAUUUGUUGAAGAUUGUACAAGGUUACUUAAAGGAAGAGAGAUAUUCAGAGGAGGAAAUUCAGGAAAUCAGAAGCUCGCUAAAAAUGUGGACAUCAACUCAAAUUGAUAGAUUAAGGAAUCUCACAACUUACUUCCCAGCCUCGACCAAAUAUAUCUCAUGUGAUCAACUCAAAGGCAUGUUAAGAAAUUUGUAUGCUCUUGAAGCUGACCCCCAAACACGAGAACUCUGGCCUUUUCCAAAAGAUUUGUGUGUUUCUGAGCAUGUGUCAGAAGCCCUCACAGAUUUCACAAAAAAAUGGUGGGAGUCCUCGCUUAAGAAUCGUGGACGUAACUCGCCAAUGGCUACUGAAGACCAACAGCUUGUUGCUGCUGUCAGUGUGGCUGGAGAAGUUUUCUCUUUUCUCUCAGACGUCUGCAGCUUUUAUCAUGAUGUAUUAUUAAGGGAGGCAAAGAUAUCUUACCUGAGAUUAACAUACAUCCUUUUGACAUCAGAACUUGCUGCUCGGGUGAGACCUCUUCUCAUAAAAAUAUAUAAAGUUCCAGCUAAAGAGAAACACAAUGAAGCAGACAAGCGAUCAUUAGAAGCUGGGACAUCAGUUUGGCAACUUUAUAAGAAGUUAGAAAAUAUAGAAAAAAUAGGUGAAAAUCUUCCCAAUGAAGUUCAGCUACAGUCAGGUAUUCGAGGCUAUCAUAAGUGGUUCCUAGGUGGUGUUGUCAGAUGGCAGAGGAGAUUGUUUGCACGGACGAGAGACCACAUUUCUAAGGAGGUUGAGGGAGACAAAUUUGAAGUAGAUCCCUCAUAUAUAAGAUCAUCACCAUCUAUAACCAGCUUUAAUCUAAUAAUAAGUUCCUCUGCUUCUGGAAGCAAAUCAAAUUUUACAAUUAUAAAAGGUUUAUGGCAGAAAUUAGCAUGGCCUUAUGAAGUGGAAGGAGAUAAAGUCGCCAGUCAACUCCUUCAGGACCUAUGUGGGUUGGGUACUCACUACACCAAGCUAGUUAUUGCUAAACUUGAUGCAAAAUUUCGGGAAGAGGAUGCACUUAAGUCUGUUUUCCUUCCUGCAGAGAUCUGCAUUGGGCUAAAUAACAUUGAGUAUGUGCGGUUAGAAAUUGAAAGUCUUCCAGAACUCUUUGAAUUUUUGGAGGAAGAAAAUGGUAGAAAUAAAUUCUCUAUUGUUGAGAAGACAGUUUCAAAGAUGGAAGGGGCAGUGUUGCUCCUCAUGGACAAUAUCAUAAAUAAAAUUAAGCCAGUGUUAAGAACAGCGGUAGUAAGUUCCUGUAAUACAGGCAAUGAGGCUCGACUUCUGCAAGACGUCCUUGAUGAAGGUUUUCGUGUUUUACAGCAGAGACUAGAUGACACAAACUUUCAGCGCUUCUUACUGAAAAUUUGGAAUGUUCUAAUAGUGAUUUUCUGUGACAUUGUUGAAAGUAAUUCUACUAAACAAAAUGCUGAGUACUUCAAGAAGGUCUACAAUGUUUUGGACCGCACAUGGUAUUUCUUUACUCCCACUGAUCGUAGAGGACUUGAACCGCAGCAAGCUCACACUGAUGAAUAUCAAUCACUUAAAAACACUCUGUGUAAUUUGAAGAUGGCAACAGAAUUCCUCAUAGCAAAGUAUUACAGGGAGAGAUUUGAUGAGCUUAAAAGGUCCCACCAACAUAUUGCCGAACUUUAUGUACAGGUAUAUUUCACAAGGACUGGUAAACUCAUCAUUGAUGUUACCAUGGCUGCAAAUAAAAUAAGGCGUACUGAAAGGCAUCCUGAUGUAUUUGUGCAGAUCAAACUGGUGCCUAGUGAUUGGUUUCGUAAUGCUGUUGCCAAGACUAAGCCACAAAAGAUAGAGGAUUCUACAGUGUUUAAUGAGAAAUUUGAAUUUCUCAUUAGUCAUGCUGAUCAAGGGGUGAAAUCUGGCCAUCUUCUGUUUGUCAUGAAGACUCAUCAGCGUUUCCACAGUGAUAAAGUGAUAUGUGAAACAGUUAUUCCUCUUGAUGAAAUAGAUAUGCCUACACCCAACAAUAUAAAACCUAAAGUCCUCAACAUGAAUAUUCCAAGGAAUGUGGAUGGUUUGGAAUCAGGAUGAUAAACUGAUAAUUGUAAAUGCCUACAGCCCACCAGCAAGCAACACAUGGGACAAAAGAGGAAUUAGAUGACAAACAAGAUGGUCUCAUAAUAGUCAUGAGAUUAUAGUAACAGCAGAUAAAGAUAAAUUAUUACACAGAGAAAACACAAUACUGUGAUAUAUCAAAUGAACAAAUCCACAAAGGCCCUGAUGAGGGUUCAAAUAUAUAUAUAUAUGAUUUGUUCAAAGAUAAAUCAUGAUUGUUGGUUCUGGGAACUUCAACUUCAAAGCAAUAGACUGGGAGGCUUACAAAGCAAGAACGGAGGACAUUUGAACAGACAGAUUUGUAAACCUCAUUCUGGAGAAAUUCACGUAUCAAUACAUCAAGCAGGCCACAGGAAUGACACAAGGGGAUGUUCUGUCAAUAUUCACCAAGAAAGAAGAAGAGAUAUUUGACAUCUAGUACCUUCCUUCCUUGGGAAAGAGUGAUCAUGUCCUGUUGGAAAUUAAAUAUGCUUUGUGAUAUAAUCUAGAUGAGAAUGGGGACAUUGCAAAAAUUGAUUAACAUGAUUUCAAGAGAAAUCUAGAAAAAUCCAAGAAAAUAGUUGCAAUGGGGAACAUAGUAACUUCUUUAACCCCUCAAUUGCACAGCUUCCAAACAUGGCACCCCCCCCCCCCAGUGUGCAGGAAAUAAAUUCUCUGGAAAAAAAUUCUUUUCUGGGGGUAGCCUCUACAGCUCCCUGGAGCUACCCCCCAGUGUGCAGGAAAUAAAUUCUCUGGAAAAAUUCUUUUCUGGGGGUAGCCCCUAUGGCUUCCCAGAGGAAGCCAUAGGGGCUUUUAUCCAUGGCUGAUAUGGAUACCCUAACUUUUUUGCAUCAGUCGAUUUGGGUGGAGUUCUAGGCCUACCGGGGACCAUGAGUCAGAACCUGGCCCCAUCACAGAGGCACGGGGAGGAAUUGUCCAUAGAAAUGCACCUGUGAUUUGGAUCAUUCUAUUCCAUCACAGAGGCACGGGGAGGAAUUGUCCAUAGAAAUGCACCUGUGAUUUGGAU
This is a messenger RNA of Procambarus clarkii (red swamp crayfish), 4856 nucleotides long. Lineage: Eukaryota; Metazoa; Arthropoda; Malacostraca; Decapoda; Cambaridae. The record is from RefSeq and is a predicted model, not a curated record.